UUCUUCUUCUUCUAUUUAUUAAUUCAGUUUCUCGUUAGACUCAAAAACUUGCAAAACUCUCGUCCGAGAUAUAUCGACUCCGCGACCCUCCACUACUCUGCUGAUCUACACACACACACAAAAAAAAAAAAACUCAAUCGCCAGCAACAAUGGCGAAGCUCACACUUCUCUUCUUCCUUUCCUUUCUCAUCUUCUCCUCAUCCAUCGCUUUCCAAUCAGACGAGCUCCUCGUUGACGACGACGAAUUUGGUCUAGAAGGAGCAAAGCCCCGCUCCACCGAUCUUUACACAUCUUCUUCUUCUUCGCCACAGCAGCAGCAACAGACUCCAACUAUCCGGAGAAGAUACUCAGAUCCUACCGAUUUGGAUUCAAAAGUCCAAUUUACUCUCGAACAUGCCUUCGGUGACUCUGAUUUCUCCCCCGCCGGUACUUUCUCCGCUCGUCUCAAAACCUGGAGUCAUGGCGGAAAGACAUUAACGAAGCUGCGAUUCUCUAGAAAUGAUUUUUCUGCUGAAGAGAAAGAUGCAUUCAAGAAUCUGCUGAAAGGAGAUGACUUUUAUCGGAUUCGGCUUCCAUCUAAUGUGGUUAGUCCACCAGGGAGAGAGUUUGUGAUUGCAUCAGUGAGAGCUAGAUGUCUACCACGGGAUGGCUUGGAUGAGCAUUUCAUUAUACACAUGGAAGGUGCUAACAUCUUGGCAGUUAGUUAUGGUUCUCCUGGGGCGUGUCAAUAUCCUCGCCAAUUGAAACUUCCAGCAAAAUGGUCGUUUAACUCUCACACAAUUCUGAAAAGCAGUGAGCAGGCGCCAAGAACUCCAAUAUUCACUGAGGAGAUUCUAGGCAGUGAGAAUGUAGAGGGAGAAGUUGAACCACCACCAGAGAGAUCAUUUUGGGCGAAAUAUUGGAUGUAUUUGAUACCGCUGGGACUCGUAGUGAUGAAUGCCGUGACACAAGCAUCAAACAUGGCUGAAGAACCUGCGGGUGGACAGGCAGGAGGUGCACAAGUGCAACCAGCUGCCAGGAGAAGAUGAUUCCACUUUUACUUCUCCCAAAGCAAUGAAAGGUAGACCACGCCGCAAUUACUAUGCACAAAUUUCUCUUUUACCUAGCAGUCUUUAAAUCUUAUGAUCCUAGGAGAAUACAUUUAUAUAUUUGUUUGGCUAUCUUCGCAGCUGUGGAUUUAUAUUAUUUGGUUGUAACUUAUAAGUCACGUGGAAUUAAAUGAAUUCGGAGUUUGCAUGGAAAUAUCAACAAGGUUUAGGAAGCUGUCUUUGAAGUGCGUUAUAAGAUCAAAUCUGAUUUUUAGCUUAUGUUGUUGUAGCUGCAGCUGGUUAGAGAUGAUGAUUCAACAGAUCUUCAUGUAAACCAUCUUGCCAUCAUUUGGUUUUAUGUAACCUUUAAUUUUAAUCCUCGAUCGGUGUGUUUUUGUACUCACCAAUCGGGAAAUCAAAAAUCUUGUCUUCAUGACAUAUCAAGAACAAAGACAUUUAGCAGCUUCCAUAUCUUGUUUUGAUCGCAUUUCACCUGUCCAACCACAUGUUUGUCAAUUUGUAUUUGUUAGUAAAUUUAAGGGAAGUCAAGUCGUUUACAGGCCAUGAGAG
This is a messenger RNA of Arabidopsis thaliana (thale cress), 1598 nucleotides long. Its product is annotated as ER membrane protein complex subunit-like protein. The transcript is spliced from 8 exons. Lineage: Eukaryota; Viridiplantae; Streptophyta; Magnoliopsida; Brassicales; Brassicaceae. Gene Ontology annotation, cellular component: endoplasmic reticulum membrane. The coding region runs from base 150 to 1028 and encodes 292 amino acids. The record is from RefSeq and is marked reviewed.